GAAUAAGCGAGUACUUUCUAUCAUAGAUUCGAUCUUAAUAAAAUACGUAUUUUGUUUCAUAGUUAAUGUACUAUAAAUUUUUGUAAUCAUUGAUGUGUAGAUGUCAUAAUCUAUCGGAGUAUAUGAAAAUCGCUGAAAAGGUUAAGGAAUUCUUUCAUAACGAAGGCAUUCAUUCAACAACUAUUCAACCUGAAUUUGUGGAAUUGGAUUCUGUUUGUUUGAUGUCGGAUGGCACUUCAAGUCUCAAUAUGAGCGGUUCCGAUUGCUGUGCCUUAGAUUGUCCGCCUACAACAGAUAAUGGCUGCGUGAAGGCUACUUGUUGCCAAAAUAAUAAUAAAUUACUGAAUCAGCUGCCUUCUCCCACCAGUUCACCGUAUAUGUGUCGGCAACGUAACUCUACCCGCAAUCAUGCCAAUGAUAUCGAGGCUGGUUCAUUGCUAGAAACAGUGCCAACAACAGGAAUUAACGAUUCACCGCCAAUUGGAUCAGGAGGAGUAAGUGGUUGUGGCGACGGUUCGAAUAUGGCGCAGCCAAAUGGUGAAAUUGUUUGACAACAUUCACAAAAUUUAUUG
Molecule: messenger RNA, 572 nt
Organism: Glossina fuscipes
Lineage: Eukaryota; Metazoa; Arthropoda; Insecta; Diptera; Glossinidae
Exons: 2
Coding region: 93-551 (152 amino acids)
Biological process (GO): detoxification of zinc ion; zinc ion transmembrane transport; intracellular zinc ion homeostasis
Molecular function (GO): zinc ion transmembrane transporter activity
Source: RefSeq, a predicted model, not a curated record